This is a messenger RNA of Glycine soja, 3851 nucleotides long. Its product is annotated as pumilio homolog 1-like. Gene Ontology annotation, molecular function: mRNA binding. Gene Ontology annotation, cellular component: cytoplasm. NCBI's taxonomy places the organism in Eukaryota, Viridiplantae, Streptophyta, Magnoliopsida, Fabales, Fabaceae. The transcript has 5 exons. The record is from RefSeq and is a predicted model, not a curated record. The coding region runs from base 467 to 2806 and encodes 779 amino acids. Gene Ontology annotation, biological process: post-transcriptional regulation of gene expression.
CUCUCUAUAAAUAUGGAAAUCCCGUAGCGUCUGUUCUUGCUUCAGCUUUAAUGGCCUGUGAGACUACGCUGAGUGUGUACGCCUACGGUUCCCAGUGACCGCAUGUAAAUCUUCAAUAUUUGCAUGCUUCACCAACUCCCCUCAGACAUUACCCAAAUAACAAUACUAUGAUUUUCUUUUCUCUAAAUGCAAAUGCAAAUGCAAUUCCAAUUCUAUUCUUAAUAACAACAAUAAAAGGACCCAACUUUCCCAGUUUCUCCACCCACUGAGCCCAACCCAGAUGGCCAAAGACUCUUAAUUUCUCAAUGGGUUGUCUUUUUCACUCUCUUUUAAUCAAUAUCUGAAAUGGGGUUUUUCUUUUCUGAUUCAUAGCAUAGACUCCUCUCUCUGAUUGUUCUUUCAUUUGUUGUUCUGUUCUUUUUUUCUUUUUUCUUUUGUGUUGUUCUGUCACUUGUUUGUUGUUGAGAUGGGCAAAGAGAUGUUGGAGAACGUGAAGGAUGAUGGGGGGCUCGAGGAGCUCGAGAUGUUGCUGAAUGAGAUCCCUCAGGCAACAUCACUCAAUCUUUACCAUGGGAAAUCGCAUCAUCAUCAUGAUGUUGUUGUUGUUCAUCGUGGUGAUGAUGAUCAUGAUCGCCAUCAUGAUUCUUUUGUUGUGUCUCAUGGAAUGUGUGAUGAUUUCACUCAGAUUCAGUAUCCAUCUGUUUCAUCCCCUGUGAGUGGCUUUUCUCUGCAAUCCGAUGGCUCUUCCUCAAGCUUGUUCUCUUCUUCUGGCCAUGCCUUGUCUGAUACUGGAUCACCAACCCCUCCUCCAUUGGAGGAUCUUAAAUCCACCACCAUGCCUUCUUCUUCUCACCCUAAUAACCGUUUCAUCACACCUGAUUCAACUACUCUUAUGAGGAAUGCCAAUGGAGGUUUUGUUGAUGAACUUGGAGGCCUGUGUGCCAAUUUGAGUCAAAUGUACAUCAGCAAUCAGCAGGAGAGCCCUUGUGAUUUCAAGGAUGCUUCAAUGGCCAUGCAUAGGCCUAGGCCUCCUCCAUUUCCUGAAUGUGUUUCCUUCACUGGAAAUGGUCCAAGCAAUAAUGUUCAAUAUCAUGGGGAUUCUUACAGUUUCAGGAGAGGUUCUUUUGAUUGUGUUGGUGGUGUUCAGUCCCCUCUUUCUUGGACUCCUGUAAAUCACGAUGCCGAGAUAAAUUCGGCGUUAAUGGCUAAAUUUUUUGGAUCAAGACAGUGUGCCAAAAUGUCUUAUGAGACAAUGCUUUCUCAAUUACAUGACUUUAGUAGUUCAAUGGAUCAUCAUCGUCAUUCAAGGCAGCUGCUGGUGGAUAACUACUAUCGUGGAGGAAGUGGAAAUCAGCCACCGGAGUGUACUGCUUCUCUGAGCAGAAACCCAAUGGUUGAUGCUUUACUUAAUGCACAGAGGAAUGGAAUGAAUGUAACUGAAGAAACAGGCAUGUCGAGAUCGCCUAGCUCUUCUUCCCGGGGUAUUAAUUUAAGACCUUAUUUGGGUGUUCAAGAUUUACUGCAGUAUAGCCAUUCCCUGCCUAAUUAUAGUGCAAGAGCUGUGCCUCUUUCAAAUGCUAGAAUCCUACAAGGAAAUAUAGAUGCUAUUGCAAGAGAGGAGAGCUUCAUCAUACAAGGUGAAGGUGUAAAUUAUGCUGCUAGCAUAGGUUUGGAUCGUUCUAUGUAUCAUAGUAAGGCUGUGGUGCGAGACACUGGCUUCGCCAGGCAUUUGAAGAGAUCAGAGUUAGACGUGCCAUACCAGGUUGUAGGAACUUAUGACAAUGAUAGGGGUGCUAGGAUAGGUUGCUCCUUUCCUUUGUUACCCAAGUAUAGUUCCCUAGCUGAAGCUCAAGGUUAUAUAUAUUUAAUGUCCAAAGAUCAGCAUGGCUGUAGGUUCUUGCAGAAAAUGUUUGAUGAGGGUACACCAGAAGAUGUUCAAGUGAUAUUUAAUGAGAUAAUUGAUCAUGUAGUGGAACUUAUGGUGAAUCCUUUUGGAAAUUACCUUAUGCAGAAGUUAUUGGAUGUAUGCAAUGAAGAACAGAGGAUGCAAAUCCUACUAAUAAUUACUGAAGAACCCGGGCAGCUUGUCAGAAUCUCUUUAAACACUCAUGGCACUCGUGUGGUACAGAAGCUAAUCGAGACUCUCAAAACCAGGCAGCAAAUUUCAUUAGCUGUUUCAGCUCUUGAACCAGGAUUCUUGGCUCUCAUCAAAGAUCUAAAUGGAAACCAUGUGGUUCAGCGUUGUUUGCUAUGUUUAAGCAAUGAAGAUAACAAGUUUAUAUUUGUUGCUGCUGCAAAGUAUUGUGUUGACAUCGCAACUCACCAACAUGGAUGUUGUGUUCUGCAAAGAUGCAUUGGCCAUUCAAAUGGGGAGUAUCGAGAAAAACUGAUUGCAGAAAUAUGUGCUAAUGCACUUCUCCUAGCUCAAGAUCAAUUCGGAAAUUAUGUUGUUCAAUUUAUCUUGGACUUAAAGAUUCCAUCUGCCACAGCAUGCAUAAGGUUGCAAUUUGAAGGCAACUAUGCGCACCUAUCAAGACAGAAGUUUGGUAGUCAUGUGGUUGAAAAAUGUCUUGCUGUAUUCAAUGAUGAGAAUCGAUCAAGAGUCAUUCUUGAACUGCUCUCCAUGCCUCACUUUGAACACUUGCUUCAAGAUCCACAUGCUAACUAUGUUGUUCAAUCAGCUCUUCGACAUUCUGAGGGCCGUCUGCACAAUUUACUAGUUGAAGCAAUUGAGUCCCACAAAGCCAUUUCUCGAAACAGCCCGUAUUCCAAGAAGAUUUUCUCGCAGAAGCUUUUGAAGAAAUGAUGUACAAUCUCCCCUUGUGCAAGAAGGGUUCUUGUUCUGUGUCAAAGAAAUCUUGUCUAGGUCUGCCACAACAACGUAUUAUAAAUGUUUUGGAUGGUUAUUUAACUGUAAGUUAAAUGAUGAUAACCAUACAAAUGAAUUAAAGUCUGUUUACAAGUGCUUGUCCAUCUGCUCAGCUAAUUAUGGAAAAAAUGGGAAGAGAAAAACAGAAGAGCAGAAAUUUUGCUCACAUUUUAGAUCUUUUGCAUGCACUAUUUCUUGUAUUUAAACUUAUUGGAUAAUCUUAUCAUGUUAGUUAUGCUAUUCUCACUGUGAGAAUGUACAGUGUAUAGAACUUUAAACUUUUGCUCUGAUUGUAUAAUAAUAUGAAGAACGUUCCCAGUAACCUUAUUUCUUUUCAUGGUUACAAAUUUAAAAUACAAACAUAUAUCCUCACUGUUACUGUUUAACCGGGGUACACGUUUAUGACGGCAUCAUUUGGUUUGAGCGCCUAUUGCAUUUUGUAUCGAUGGUUGGUGCUGUCAGUAGGUUUCCAGUGAGCUCAAGUCAUCAAGCUUCGCUCGGGUCCGACCAGCACUGUCGCCUCCUGAUUCUGGCCUUCUUUUGGCUACCAGACCUCCCAGGCAUCUCUCUCCCUCUCUUUCUGCUUUGUUCCUAACCUUACCUUUUAUCAAUUCACAUGUUUUCAUUGUUCUUUUAUGUUAGGGUUUUGAUUCUUAACUUGGCAUAUUAAUUGUAAUUUUGUUGCAGACAAGCAGUGUCAUACUGGACAUGCUCAAAGCUUUGUGCAUUUUGUUUUGUUGCUGGAGCGGUUUUUGGUUACUCGCGCAGGGGACGAGUUAAAUGUGGGCUUCCAAGAUGCUCAAAAAGCUUAGCUGAAACACACAUAAUUCAAUGAUUCUCAUUACAGGUAGUCAUUUGGUUGGAAUUAACCUUCAUAGAUGUAAAAGAAUAAUAUCAAUUUUGUGAAAUUCUUAAACGCUCCGAUAUUGUGCUUCAUACGGACUUUGGAAUGAGUUUCAAGGUCGCAGAUUCAAUUACUUAU